This is a messenger RNA of Diorhabda carinulata, 2327 nucleotides long. RefSeq names its product mitoguardin. The transcript is spliced from 8 exons. Gene Ontology annotation, biological process: mitochondrial fusion. Bases 231 to 1805 code for a protein of 524 amino acids. Lineage: Eukaryota; Metazoa; Arthropoda; Insecta; Coleoptera; Chrysomelidae. The record is from RefSeq and is a predicted model, not a curated record.
GAAAUUUAGUUCAAAUGUUGAAUAGUUCAAAUGUUUCCAUAUUUUGAACAAUUUUUUUAAUUAAAAUUCGAAAUUUCUCUAUUUUACAUAAAUUUUAAAGUCGAACCGCCUAUAUUUAUUUAUUUAAUUUAAAUUUAAAUAAAAUGUUCGAUUAAUUAGCAAAAAUAUAUAUAAAAUACAGUUCGUGACAUAACCUCUUUAUUGAGCAAAUUUUAUUUAUAAUUGUGAUUAUGUCCGUUCUAUUAAAUUCGGUAAAUGGUAAGCAAUAUCUAAAUACUAUCAAACAACUUUUACCAAGAAAUAUACAGUUGUCAACUACCCAAAAGAUUGUAAUAGUGUCUAUUUCCACUAGUGUAGUAUUUAUUGGCGUCCUAGCGAGGCUUCUACGACGCAAAAAGAAAAUUGUAGAUCCCUCCAAACUACCUAGAAAUAUAUUUAAUGGCAAACUUUCCAGAAUAUCUGGUAUGAGAAGUCCAUACCCAGAUUUGGGUAGUGUUGCUAGUAGUGGAAGACGCAGUGCAAAUUAUAAUGCAAUGACAGACAGGUUAAAUAAACAAGGUUCAAUUGUGACUAGUGGUAAAGCAUCUGUAGCUUCAGGAAGUAUCGUCAGCAAUGGUUUACCCAUACCAGAAGGUUUAAAUACUUCUAAUUUGACCCCGCAACAACUUGGAGUAAUGGGUAUGGAAGCGUUAGUAACGUGCAUAGCUUAUUGGGAAGAUGCGUUAUCGGCUUAUAGAAAUAACAUAGAUGAUGGCACGACUAAUUUGCCCGUCUUAGGGCCAGAAGAAACGGCUUUUUGUAAAGAUCUCCAGCAACUCUUGGAGUACGCCAUCGAAUUGCAGGAGAACUCGGAGAUGCUUUUCUUGGACGAAAUGUCGAUAUUGUUCAGAUCGGAAAGUGGAAAUAAGGAUACAGCUCCGGGUAAAGAUGUAAAUUUAUCGGAGGGAGAAAGUUUCGCUUCGGCACAAGAUAUGGUAGCAGAUUUGAGGGAAUUUGAGGAAUUCUCAGAGUAUUUUCCCGAUUUGGAAAAAUAUCCGUUGUAUCAGAGCGCUUUGCGACAAGUUGAAAAUGGCGGAAUACCUUAUCGAACUCUUCGAACUGAAAUCGUCAAGUGCGGUUCGGAUGUUGAAUAUUUGGCGAAGUUGCAUUGUCUUAGAUUGGCGUUUCAACAUUUGCUAAGAGAUAGAAUGACGUAUAAUUGGUUCACCGACGCCGGAAGGCAAAUUUUAGCCGAUCUUUUAUUGUACGCCGAUAAGGAUCCUAAAGAUUUUUUAAUAGGUUACGAACAGAUGAUUAAAUAUAGUCAAGAUCCUCAAAAUUGGCGAGAUCUCGAGGAAGAGUUGAGCACUAGAGGAAUUAAAGCUCUAACUUUUUACGACAUAGUUUUAGAUUAUAUUCUAAUGGACGCUUUCGAAGAUCUAAAUAAUCCCCCGUCAUCCGUCACGGCUGUCAUACAAAACCGAUGGUUGUCCAAGGGUUUCAAAGAGACCGCUCUCACUACUGCAGUUUGGUCGGUAUUGAAAGCGAAAAGAAGAAGAUUACGAUUUCCUGACGGUUUUAUGUCUCAUUUCUAUACAAUUUCCGAACAAUUAUCGCCUCUAUUGGCUUGGGGUUUCUUAGGUUCCGACGAAAUGCUCAGAGAAACUUGCGUUUAUUUCAAAGACCAGGUCAUAGAAUUUCUAAUAGAUAUAUUCAAUUUUCAUAAAUCUAAAUAUACCACCGUGGAAGAUUUAUCUAAGGACGUUUUCACCCAUCUAGGGACUAGAGUAGAAAAUAUUUGUCAAAGGUUAAGUGUACAAUCUUAAAAAAAGACGUUAAAAUGACUUGUCUUUGAUCUAGAAUCAUGAAAAAAGUAUUCGAAAAACCAAUGUGACAAAUUCGUACUUUUUCUCAACACCUCGUAGUAUUUUCAUAAUGAGAGAAAUUUAUUAAUCGUAGUUUAAAGUGCAUAACUAUGUUUAAUGAUAAUACAAAAGUAUGAAUAAUAAUCGUUAGUCAAAUAGUUGAUUAAACUUCAUUAUAUCACGAUUUCAAAUAUUAGUAACAAUUUUUAGACAAAAUUUUAAAAUAUUGUUAAAACAAAUUUUAUCACGCGUCUAAUGAUUUAUUUUAAUUAUUUAUUGAAGAUUAUUUUAAAUAGAACCAUCAAAAACUAAUUGUUUUAAUAACGAUUUAUUGUACUAUGCUAGUCUUUAAGAUAAAAGAGCCAUUGACAUUCCUGUUAAUAGUUGUCGUUUGUAUAUAAUUAAAUGUACAAGAAGUUUCACUUAAACUAUAUAAUGGGAUACUGUUUUGUUAUAUUUACGAAAAUAAAAAUCUUGAAGAAA